This is a messenger RNA of Trichobilharzia szidati, 1732 nucleotides long. NCBI's taxonomy places the organism in Eukaryota, Metazoa, Platyhelminthes, Trematoda, Strigeidida, Schistosomatidae. The record is from the annotation of a GenBank genome assembly.
AAAACCAAUGUGUAAACGAACAGCUACGGAAUUGCAAUCCAACAUGGCCGACUAACAUGGACGCAAAUGACCUUUGAGCGUCUCACUCCAUCAAUGACCUUGCACGUGAUGCUUAAUUUCAGUCACCAAUACAUAUUAAAUCUGAAAUGUAUCAGGUGGCCGAGGGAAUUUUGAAUGUCAAGGCUAAAUAUGCUGCCUUGUGCUAUUACUUCACAAACGUAGAAUACAUCAAACAACCAAAAGUCACGUUCUGCAUACUCCUACUUCCAAGUUUUGUGCUUGUAAUUCUCUUUAGUUUCUAUUUUUUUUUCUCUUGUGAUUUUGAAGUCAAAAUUAUUUAACUUAUUUUCAUUAAGUAGCUAAUCAUCAUAUAAACUUCGCGAUUUUAUUUAAACUAUGUUUAUUUCAAAGUUGGCAAACAGAGGAAUGGAACUAUCAAAAGUUAUUCAACUAUUGGAUAUGUAUUGUUUGCCUCAUUUAGCUGAGAAAUGGGAUAAUGUUGGCCUCUUAGUAGAGCCAUCUCCUCCACAUUAUGUCAACAAGAUUUUACUUACCAAUGAUUUAACAGAACAAGUAAUUGAUGAAGCUAUCGCUGAAAAAACUGGUCUUAUCGUAUCAUAUCAUCCGCCUAUAUUUUCACCUCUCAAGAGGCUUACACAACAACAUUGGAAACAGCGUAUCGUUGUACGUUGUUUAGAGAAUCGGAUCGCUGUAUUUUCACCACACACUGGUCUUGAUGCAAAAGUUGGAGGAAUUAAUGAUUGGCUUUUGGAACCAUUGGCUGUGAAGAGUAAAGCAAAUCUAUCUCGAUCAUCUGCAGUCAAUCAAACUUUGUCUCAGUUGACUGUAGUGAUGGGUGAAAAUUUCACAGAAUUUGUUUUAUCUACAGGAGUAAAUGUGUGCACAACCAAUAUUCAAAGUGAUGUUGGUGUUACAUCAGCUGUUGUUACUUGUCCGGAGUCCGAACUAAAACGUACAAUGGAUGUCAUGGAGGAGCUUAAGAUUCCACUGGUCAGUAUACACACAAUUCAAAAGACAGAUGGGGAAGGAUGUGGACGAUUGGUUACACUACAGUUUCCAGUUCACAUGAGAGCAGUGAUUGCUGCUUACAAAAAAUUUCUAAACGUGGAGCAUUUAACUGUAGCUCUGGGAAGAGAUAAAACCCUUGAUCAUCCAAUUCAAACAGUUGCAGUAUGUGCUGGAUCCGGUGGAUCACUUCUUUGUCAAACACCGCUUGCUUUAACUGCUGAUCUAUUCAUCACAGGGGAAUUAUCACAUCAUGAUCGCCUUGAAGCAGUUUCUCGUGGUAUCUCUGUUAUAUUGGCUGGACAUUCAGUAACAGAGCGGGGAUUUUUCAAGGAUAGAUUUAUUCCUGACUUUCGACAAUUGUUAGCCACAAUUCCUAGUUCUGGUCCCGAUUCUCCCCAUUUGGAAUUGUUAAUAUCUGAUGUAGACCAUGAACCGGGUUGUGUAGUUUAAUUAGAACUGUGCUUCACUGUGCUAUUUUAAUAUGCUUUACAUGUUGUGUAAUAUUAAAAAUAAUAAAUCGAGAUGAUUUUGUCAUUUUUGAACAAAGCAACAACUACAGUUUUAGCAGAAUAAAAUGGUACCAUAUUUUAUUUCGUCGCCUUCUCUUCAGCUGCUUACAGGGCAGAAACAUUAUUAAAUGUAUCUACAAUAACAAUUUAACAUACUUACGCAGAGUUCAUUUUAAACAGAAAUCAAUCGAUCA